This is a messenger RNA of Knipowitschia caucasica, 432 nucleotides long. Lineage: Eukaryota; Metazoa; Chordata; Actinopteri; Gobiiformes; Gobiidae. The record is from the annotation of a GenBank genome assembly.
AUGCCAGCCCCAGAGACCAUCCCCCUGGGAGAGUGCACCCUGUCCCAGUCCCAGGAGCAGCUGUCUCCUCCACUGUCCCGCACAGAGAGCACCGUCUUCAGCCUGUCCCGCGGAGACUCCCUCUGGAACACCUCCCAGGACUCCUCCUCCUGCCCCGCCCCCCCCAAUGCCAACUGCUCGGACGUCUUCUGGCUGCCCAUCCACCUCAUGACCACCGGGGGCAGCUUCCUCCUCUGUGGCGUGGUCAUCAGCGGCCUGUACUUCGCGGGACACUGCAGGAAGGUGACCAACAUCCUGGGGCCCGCUCUGCUCUCCAUCGGCCUCAUGGUGUUUGUGGUCGGGGUCGUUCUGAUCCCCAUCACCAAAGAGAACCGCAAACAGAGCCUGAAGAAGCCGGCCUCGUACUACCGCCCUCCGGCCUUCAGCGUGUGA